UUAGAAAAUUUGCGAUUCCUAAUUAAAUUCUUAGCAGUAUUGAGCAAAAACCAGGAUAUAAAUAAAAUGUCACCUCAAAACAUAGCAAUCGUAAUAGGUCCUAACUUGAUUUGGAGUCCACAAGAAGAUGUAAAUACAAUAGUGUGAAAUAGAUUUUGAUCGUGACUUAGAAAUUGGAAUAGUCAAUGGCUCGGAACCUCAAGUGAUUGGUAUGCGUCGUUGUGUUUCGAACAGUAGUCUGAGCGAUCAUGGUGAAAGUCCACCCCAAGGCAGUCCAAAGCCUGCGGCUCGUCGAAAAAAUAAGCCAGCACCAACGCCACCAAGUGGUACAACACCUGAUAAAAAUGAUAAAAAGUGUGAUGAUAAACCGCCUCCAGCUCCAGAUAAACCACCCAGACCUUUAAUGUCAGCUACACUUAACCGGGCAACAUACAAGGCACAAAAGCAUGAAGUAAAUACAGAAUUGCUGACUAGACAUGAAAAUAAUAUAGAAAAAGUUGACAAAAAUUCAGAUAUAGAAAUAAAACAUAUAGGUUUUGAAGGAAUAAUAGCUCAGGUAGAUAUUCAACCUGCAGACAACUGCGAAAAUAUUUCUGAAAUGAAUACUUCACAAUCUGAAUUGGCUAAGAAUAAUAUUGAUACAGAAAAAUAUAAACUAGAUACAUUAAAUGCGGAGUUGCAAAAGUCUGAAAAAAGAAAUGUUCCUGUUUCUCUUGAUAAAACCAUAAGUAGUGUAGAAAACAUUCAAAACAAGUCACCUAUAGAUAUUGACAAUUCGGAUGUUUCUUCGCCAAGACCUAAGCCAUUACCAACAGAAAAACCUGCUCCAUCUACAUUAGAAAGGAGAAGGCCAGUUGCUGCUCCUAGAAAUAUUACAAACAUAACGCAUAAUGCAGAUGAUACAGUCGAAUUACGUAAGAAGUCUGAUAGCAACAGUAUAACGAAUUUAAAUACAGGAGACAGGGGUAGUAAACCAGCAAUUCCAGAACGGCCUGCUGGUUUGGUUCGUCCGUCAAGCCUCAUAAGACAGCAGCCGCGUCAAAGUAAUGAAAAUUUAGACACCGAGUCUGGACCCCUUACUUUGGAAAGGGCACACAUGUACUCUGUGGACAAGCAACAGGUCAGUAUAAUACAAGUGCGUGGAAAUGGCAAUGCGUUCUGCAAUCCAGGGGAGAGCAAUGGCAACACAGCUUCGAACUUGCAGAGAAGUCCUAGUGUGGGUAGUCGACCUUCGUCUAUGUCUUUGUAUGGUGAACGACCAGAGAAACCUGCAAGACCAGAUGUCCCAGAUCAGGCUAAGGCACAUGCAAGGACUAAAUCUGAAGGCAACAUUAUUGAUGUUCAAACACAAACAGAGACUGUAGUUGUGCUUAAGUCACCACAACAACCUGUUCCAGCAUCUCCAAGAUUUCAUCAAAGGCCUCCUAGGCCACAACCGCCACCACCUCCGCCUCCUUCGACUCGGCCUAAAUCUGAACAGGAGAGUACCAAUCUCUAAAAAUUCUACACAAAAUGGUCUAUGUAAUUAUCGAUAAGCAAUUGAUGCAUCAUCGAUACUUUGUACGUAAUGAAAGGCGUUUUCACAUAGCACUAUGCUGUAUGUGAUUAAAAAAACUUUCUAUGAACUUUAAACGAAAUGUUUAUGUAACGCAUAACUCUUAAAAAAAAAAAAAAAAAAAAAAAAGAAAACAAAAAAAGAAAAAAAAAGAAAAAAGGAAAAAAAAAAGGAAAAAAAAAUAUUAUACCUGAUUUGCA
Messenger RNA from Vespa velutina, 1755 nucleotides. RefSeq lists its product as uncharacterized. The transcript is spliced from 4 exons. Bases 212 to 1498 code for a protein of 428 amino acids. The record is from RefSeq and is a predicted model, not a curated record. NCBI's taxonomy places the organism in Eukaryota, Metazoa, Arthropoda, Insecta, Hymenoptera, Vespidae.